Hyalella azteca is the source of this 2253-nucleotide messenger RNA. Its product is annotated as glycerate kinase. Bases 607 to 2253 code for a protein of 548 amino acids. NCBI's taxonomy places the organism in Eukaryota, Metazoa, Arthropoda, Malacostraca, Amphipoda, Hyalellidae. Gene Ontology annotation, cellular component: cytoplasm. The transcript has 3 exons. The record is from RefSeq and is a predicted model, not a curated record. Gene Ontology annotation, biological process: protein phosphorylation. Gene Ontology annotation, molecular function: glycerate kinase activity.
CACUCACUGCAGUGAGUACUGAGUUAUAUUUUUUAUUGAUAGGCUGUUCAAGGUCUUCAAUAGCCGCAUAUAAAGUAUGAUAUACUGCCGAUUGCGUUCAAAUAAGGUGUAUGAAUGUGAUGCGUUUGUAACCACAUCGCCUCGCAUUAACUGCGACCAGAGCGAACUAACUGGAUACUGAGAUGUGCACCAACAGAAAUGGAAUGACUAAUGAGCCUGUGCUGAAUAAGGGACGAAGUUAGAUUGCAUAUAAUUGUGCCAAAUGAAAAGAGUAGACAUACAAUUGGUAUGGAAACAUUAAUCCUCCAACUCAUUGAUAUAGUUAAAAGGAUCUAAUUGAAUAAAGUUACAGAUUUCUUCGUUUCUUUCAUUAGCAGUACAUCUUUACUAAAUGCAUGUCAAUCUAAAUGACAAUUUUCGUGAGUUACGUUGAUCGUUGAAUUAUAUAGGAAUGAUUGUAGGUCUAAUGUUGCCUCUGAUUAGCACUGCUUAUACCUGUUGAUAAGUCAUUUGAUUGACUUCCAUUUUGUAUUCAGUUGUCACGGUUUUUAGUGUUAAGACUAAGGCUGUCAAUUGAAAUUGUACUUGAUUUUUUUCGUUAUAGCUAUGUUUUACAGAAGUAUCCCAUGUUUUACUGUGAUUGUACAGAAGUUUUUAUCCAUAUCAUCCAUAUCUUCUCGAUCAACCAUGAAUGACGUCACGUCGCUUCUGACUGUUUUACGAAAUGCGUACUUGGCGGGAGUUGCGUCGGUGUUGCCUGAAGCAUUGGUUCCAAAACUUGUCAAGAGACUUGGCAAUAAUUUAAAGGUUGGCCAAACAGUGCACCCAUUAAACAGCAACUGCUAUAUCAUUGGUUUUGGAAAAGCUGUUAUCAACAUGGUAAAACCCGUUGAAGAUAUUCUACGCAACGCUGACGGUUCAUCUCAUUUGUUGGAUGGAGUUAUCAGUGUUCCUUAUGGCAUACAAAAUACAAUCAAAGACUGUAACCUACUCCCCGACAAAUCUUCAAAAGUACGUGUUUAUGAAGGUGCCAAGAAUAAUAUGCCUGAUGAACAUGCCCUAACAGCCACUCGAGAAAUAAUUACUCUUGUGGAAGCCUUGAAAAGCAGUGAUCUCAUAAUUGCACUUAUUUCCGGAGGAGGUUCUGCUCUGCUAACCUUGCCUAAACCUCCCGUUACAUUAGAAGAGAAACAAAAUAUUAUUCAAACAUUAAACCGCGCUGGAGCAGAUAUCACAGAAUUGAACACUGUUCGUAAAUUGCUCUCUGAGGUCAAAGGUGGAAAUUUAGCACUCAAAACCAGAGCUCGAAUAAUUACAUUGAUCCUGUCUGAUGUCAUCAAUAGCCCUUUGGGCAUCAUUGCAAGUGGCCCUACUGUACCGAACGAAGAUACUAGGGAAGACUUAACAAAAAUUUUCAGCAAGUAUGAUAUUCAAAUGCCGCCAUCAGUCAUGCAAGCCCUUAGUGACUAUAAACCUUCGUGUACGGAUGAUUUCGGUCAUGUUUCUAAUUUCCUAAUGGGUGACAAUAACGUUGCUUUGGACGCUGCUCGGAAGAGUAUUCAAACGUCUUUGGGUGAAGAAUGUUGCACGGUGGUAGUUUCUUCCUCCUUGCGAGGUGAGGCUUCUUCCGUAGCUGAGACCAUGGCAAUGCUUUGCCACCUUAUCCUUAAGGGAUACGACAAGUGCGCACGGGAAAACUUAAUUUCAACUCCUGAGUUUGACGAGGAAAAAAUGUCGGUGGAAAAGCGCUUUGACUUCCAGGGCAUUUCCUUUGCGCAACUAAUAAGUUCUCUAUUCGUGAGUGACGCUGACCAAUUAAUUUCCGACAUUGGCAGCAGCAUUGUUGCUAGGAAACCUUGCUGCUUGCUUUUCGGAGGAGAAACAACUGUGAGAGUCGUGGGCACUGGGAUCGGCGGACGCAACCAAGAAAUGGUGCUCGCAAUGAUGAUUCAUCUACAUAAAGUGCUGCACGAUGAACAACUAUCAGGCCAUGUGGCAUUUGUGUCAGCUGGCACAGAUGGCAUCGAUGGCCCAACAGAUGCGGCAGGCGCGGGUACCUACUGGACUCCACAGGAAUGCUCAUACCGAGAAAGCCUCGCAGCCGGACUAAACCCUGAAGCCUUCUUGAGCAACAACGACUCGCACAACUUCUUCUGUCGUCUGGGGGGCGGUAAAUACCUCAUCCAGCCUGGCCACACGUCCACCAACGUCAUGGACCUGCAGCUCCUAUACAUAGCGCCCCCGCCCCAGUAG